UGCACAAAAUUUUAUCAAUGGUCCCUUUUGAGGAGGAGUUACAUCUUUAAUUUCAAUUUAUUUAAUUCCUAGUGGACAUAAUUUAAUUUUUAUUAGUGAAAUAUCAACCAAAAACUCAUAAAACCAAUUUAAUAUCAAAACCUGAAAGAAACUUGGUUCAUUAAACAAGAUUGAAAAUCAUGAGAUUGAGUUACUCGAUGAAUAGUGAGAAUAAGCUAUUUCCACAUUGUUGCAAUUUCUGAUUUCUAGUAUUUAUUGAUUCGGGUGAUAUCUGCGAUAAAUUUAUCAAAUUGUUCUGGUUUUCUAUUGUCAGUAUGAUCAACAUCACUUCUCGUCCACUGCUUUUUAAAUGCUAUCGCCAUUCAAGCUCACCUUGGACAUCUUUUUUAACUUCUCAUCUCAGUGCAACUUUUAGUAAUCAAAGUACAAGAAAACAAAGCCCUAAUAUUAUUCAAAUCAAACGAGAACAAGUCAUCGAAGAAUAUGUCCCAGUCCCAACACAAGCUGAACGUAUUGUUGCCAAGUUUCCUAAUAGUGUACAACCUUACCUGAAAUUGAUGAGAUUACAUUCACCAACUGGUGGAUUAUUACUUUUGUGGCCAGGUUAUUUUGGUUUAGCUUUUGCAACUGACGCAAUGCGAUAUCCAAAUCCAACUCACCUUGCUUUGUUUGGCGUUGGUACUAUUUUAAUGAGAGGUGUUGGUUGCACCAUAAAUGACAUUGUUGACCGUAAGAUUGAUAAAAAUGUUGAAAGGACGAAAAAUCGACCCUUAGCGAGUGGAGAGAUUACUGUUCCAAAAGCAAUGGCCUUUCUAGCUCUUCAAUCCAGUUUAGCUUUAUCUAUUUUGUUAAAAUUUGAUACAACUAGUAUAAUUUUAGGUUUAAGUUCAGUUGGUCUUGUCUGUAUAUAUCCGUUUGCUAAAAGGUUCACUUAUUGGCCUCAACUUGUCCUUGGGCUAACCUUCAAUUGGGGAGCUCUUUUGGGUUGGUCUGUGGUUACCCAAGGUAAUAUUUACUUACCUGGCGCAAUCCCGUUAUAUCUUGCCUGUUUGUCUUGGACGCUUUUGUAUGAUACUAUUUAUGCUCACCAGGAUCGACUCAAUGACCUUUCCAUAGGCCUUAAAUCGACUGCAAUCAAAUUUGGAGAGAACACGAAAACCUGGUUAAACGUCUUCCAUGGAGCAAUGAUGUCUAACUUAGCUCUUGCCGGAUUCAUGACUGAACAAACAUGGCCUUUCUACGUUUCCCUCAUCUUAGCUAGUCUUAGACUUUUGUCCAUCACUCGAACUCUUGACAUCAACAAUCCUCGUAAUUGUGGUCAAAAGUUUAAAGACAAUGUUCUUGUUGGUUAUAUACUUUUUUGCGGCAUUUGCUUAUCAACCAUGAUAAAGCCUCAAAAAGAAAAGGAAAAUAAAGAAAUUCUCAUUGAAUGAGAAUUGAUAAGUUUAGAAUUGAAA
Molecule: messenger RNA, 1457 nt
Organism: Tetranychus urticae (two-spotted spider mite)
Lineage: Eukaryota; Metazoa; Arthropoda; Arachnida; Trombidiformes; Tetranychidae
Gene: Coq2
Product: ubiquinone biosynthesis protein COQ2, mitochondrial
Biological process (GO): ubiquinone biosynthetic process
Cellular component (GO): mitochondrial inner membrane
Molecular function (GO): 4-hydroxybenzoate polyprenyltransferase activity
Source: RefSeq, a predicted model, not a curated record